Molecule: messenger RNA, 1219 nt
Organism: Lepus europaeus (European hare)
Lineage: Eukaryota; Metazoa; Chordata; Mammalia; Lagomorpha; Leporidae
Exons: 4
Coding region: 1-723 (240 amino acids)
Source: RefSeq, a predicted model, not a curated record
AUGGAGGACGCGACUCAGGACGGUCAGCCCGAGGGGAAGCUGGGAGCUCGGCGCCUGCACCCGGGCCGGCGGCCCAGCCGAGCACCGGAGCCGCCCGCGGGCUUGGCGAGGGGCGUCCUCCAGGGGGCGCCCCGGCGACGCGCGCCAGCCAGCCAGAGGCGCCGCCCGCCGCCCGCCUUCUCCUCACGGCGCAGGGGCGGCCGCGCAGCUGCAGGCCGCUUACGCUCGCCCACACCGGAUUCCACUUCGGAUGUUUACCCGGGGCCGGGGGAGCCUGCCCGGAGGCCACGCCGACCUCCAGUGCUCCCACCCUGCGUAAAGGACAAGGCCUGUACGUGGGUCAGUGUGGAGGCCGGCCGCAUCCUGAAGGUCUGUCCUUGCGGAACCUCUGACGCGGCUUUCUCUCGAAUUUCGCAAGACCUGCGGCUGCGGUUUCAGACUUGUGCCGCGCCUGGCUUUGUUCCCAGCAGGAGGGGUGAUACCAUGGCCCACCGUUCCCAACCCUCUGUCCCUUGCUGCUUCCCAGAGUACGGUUCAGACAUCAUCUGUCUCCGUGCUUCUCUUGGCGCUACAGGUGAUGGAGUCCUGGCCAAGGACAGCACCUGCUUUGGAAUUGCGUGGGAGAGGCCGACAGAAAUGGGGCUCUCCUUGACCUCGCUGAGCGGCAGAGCCAAUGCCAACCUUGAUGGAGAUCCCGUGAUGGAGAAUAUAAGUGUGAAAUAAGCAAGAGCUGAGCCAACUGCAGGAGAUCUGCAUGGACUUGAUAGGAACCACCCAUGGCCCACACACCCUCCUGGGGACCUUAUCAGCCCUAUGCUGACUGCCAAAACUGUAUAUAAACUGCCCUCUGAAGAGGCCCAGAGAGGCUCUGAACAGACUCUCCUGAGAGCGCCAGAGUGAAAGCUCCAGGUUGGCCCACUGCACUCAGCCCUUCCCACAAGAGAGUUCUCCCAGCCAGCCCUGUGCUCACCCGAUGAUGAGGCGCUGAGCUAACCUGACUUGAAGCCCUGCUCACCCAAAGCCGAGACACUACUCACCGUCUAAGACCUGUGUUCUUCUGCUCAGCGGCACCACCCAUGCGGAUGCUGUGAGAAUCUGCCCUCUGCUAAGACAUGUGGUGAGGAACACCAGAGGUACUUUGGGAACCCUGGGUGGUCAGUUUGCCCAGUGUGUUGUAUGAAUUAGAAUGUGUGGCUUCUCCACUGCGUAUUAAAAUCCU